AUUUGACUAGACAAGAAGAGCAGUUGGUAGCGGCUUUCGAUGCCGCGAAGCGAGAGAGCCAACGGUUGGAAGAGAUGGAAGCAGAAGCUUCGAUGCUGCGCGAAGCUUUUGUUAAGUCAAACGAGAAGGCGAGUCGUUUGCGUGGUGAAUUAGAAGGACAAGUUCGAGAUUUGAAAGAGAUUCUUCAAUCUACUAAAGACUUUGUGCAACAUCGUAUCGAACCGCGAUUGAGAGAGGCUGCCGCGAGGACGGAGAAAGCCCAGAAACCCCUGAAUAUCGAGAACACAGCUAACGCGCUGCGCGAGCGCCUUGAUAUUGUUUCGCAGAGCUGCAAUAACAAUGAACAAAUAUUAGCAUCAGCACUCUCGAAAGAUUUGGCGGAGGAUCUUCUAGAAAAUACAACAAGAGGGAUUGAAGACUUGCGCGCAGAGCUUCAGUCUGUUGUGGAUGGCUACGUGAAGUUGGAUCAUGAAAUGGCGGAGGAUGUUGAGGAGGGAGCCCGAACCAGUGGACAAGGCAGAUUCGGUUCCGAAACCGGCUCUACUGCGUGGUCGAAGCUUCGUGAAAUGGCGGCGGAGGACGCGGCGGUUUACAUGGAAAGUGCACUAGGAAUUCUCGGAGAAUGCUUGUCGUUGCCGUUGGGCAAGGGUGGGUUGGAUGCAGGUGGCACUUUCGGUCCUGUUUCGCACGAGACGCCUUACGCAUUUUCUAACACCUUCUCAUCCGCCAACGAAGAAGUCCCCUGCUCAUGGAUUGGCGACAUCCACAUGUACGCCAGUGAUGAAGCGUGGAAAAAGAUGGUGCCGAACGUCCUUCCCCUCUCCGCCUCCGGCGCCAGGUCUUCGACCGACACCGACACACACACGCCGAUAACGCUCGGAUGGAUCCUCGAAAGCUACUUUAAAACAUUUAAGCCAGGGACCACGCGGAGGGUCCGCGAAUUUUCUGGCGGCGCAUCCGGGUCCAAAAUGUUUGGGGUCGACCUCGUAAUAGAAGAAGGAGUAGGAAAGGAAACAGUUCUACCAAACUUCUUCAUCGCCAAGAGUGUCGAGCCGCGUGAGGUUCCGCAGGUGAAGCAGUUGUUCCACGACUCGUUCAGGAAGCACGAGGGACAAUUCCCAGUUGCGCUAUCCAAAAUUCCACUCUUCGUCCAGCCCAAGUGGGAGGACUACAAGCGGGAGUUGGGUGCGCAUGGGUUCGUGCUGAUGAUCAAUAACAGCGGCCCCUUCGCGGGAAAGGUGUUACUCGACUUCGACUUGAAAGGGGAGCUGCGAGAAACACGAAAGCAGCAGUGUCCUGACACUGACUCGCAGGGCAAAUGGAUCGAGCGCGAGGAGGAGCGGUCGAGAUUUGUAAAGCACGUAACUACAAGUGACACGGCAGGAAAAUGUGAGAAAAUCCUCGACUUCGGAGUUCUGGUCGCGCCAAAGGGGAAGGCCCUGCAGAAACGGCCGGAGGCGCGGGACCACUUCUUCCGCUCGAUGUUGCAGAAUUCCGAACAUCCUCUCGCCGCUACUUCUUCCGCGUGGGCAUCUUUCUUGAAGAGCUUGGUCGCGACCGUUGCGUAUCUAGCGAAGAAUGAUCGGACUGACUACUCCCUCUUUGGUCAGCUCGUCCUCCUCUGCAGCGGCAAUAAUUCUGAGGGCAGCAACGGUAGUAACUGCGUCCCUCCGAAUGAAAUUUUCGUGAACUACAACGGGGACGACGGGUCUGGCAACAUUCAGCGAAAAAUGCCUUCGCCCAGGACAACCGGGUUGAACAUGGUGGAGCUCAGCCUCGACGUGGGACAAGAAAACAGCGAAAAGCUUUGUGUGCGAUGGCAGGCUCGCAGCACCGAAGGGGAAGACGAGCCCCGCUUUCUCCAGGGAACAGAAAAACAGACGACGGCGCUACCACUCCUAGACUGUAUCAAGCGUCCGUUUGCGGAGGAAAAGGACGGAAGGCCGCCGGCGAUGCAAAUUGACCACAUCGGAGGAACAGGGCAAUUGCGGUUCGUCUUUUUCUACUCGAUGAUCGACAUUGUUCGCACGUACUCCAACCUUUCUGGCCGUUUCCAGGAAUAUACAGUGAAGGCUUUCAAGGAUUACGGCACGGUCGAGAUUGAUUCGGCGUGGUGCAAGAACGAGAAUACUUCGCCAGCACCCAAACCGAAGCCCAAGCCGCUCGAACUCCCUAAGGGAUGGGAGACUGAGACCUAUGCGAACAGGAUGCUGACGUUUUUUUUCACGAUUCGGGAGGAUGGUUUGAAGUCGCUGGUACAUAAAAGUGUACGCAACAAGAUUUGCAAACGUUUUAAACCACCGACGGCAGAAGCAGGAAAGAUUGCCGAAAGGUGGGAGAUUGGGACUUCUCCGCGCAGGUCCUCUGCUCGGUUCUUAGCCGGACCCGGAGAUGAAGGAGACUCGGACUCGGACUCGUCAUCGCCGGAGCCAAAUCCAGAGGCCGACCCUGCAUUUGCUGCCGCAUUAGGAGUGGACUUACUUGAAGUAUAGGUCCUAGUGGAUGUGGCGAUCCGUGACUCCGAGAAUACAUGUGCGAAAGAAUAAGAAGAUGAUUUCUUUUUCAUGUUGUUGUUACCUCUCUUGUUUUGCUAAACCUGUUUUUCUCUAUAGAAAAUGGCUCCUCCCGGCUGCAGCAGCGUUGGUGGAUUAGUAGAGCAGUGAUCUCAAACUCAAUCCUUACAUAUAUAUUUAUUAUAAGUUCUAGAUUUUUUGAGUCCUCCGCUGCCAGCAUUGCAGAAAAUUAUAGUUACUUUGAAGUUGAGUUAUCUUCAUCAGGAAGCAUCCACUUUGCGCGGCAGGUGUAUUGAUCAAAGGGAUGCCAGUGCGAGUGGCCAAAUAUCAUGGGAAGCGAGUGAGAAUCAAUGGCACCGCCUCAAGGAUUUAGAUGAAUAUUUGGAGCAAUCAAUCUCGUCGAAGAAUUAGAUUUAGAAGGUGCUUUGAUGUUGUAGUUGAG
This is a messenger RNA of Amoebophrya sp. A25, 2955 nucleotides long. Lineage: Eukaryota; Dinophyceae; Syndiniales; Amoebophryaceae. The record is from the annotation of a GenBank genome assembly.